Colletotrichum karsti is the source of this 381-nucleotide messenger RNA. RefSeq lists its product as uncharacterized. The record is from RefSeq and is a predicted model, not a curated record. The transcript has a single exon. The coding region runs from base 1 to 381 and encodes 126 amino acids. NCBI's taxonomy places the organism in Eukaryota, Fungi, Ascomycota, Sordariomycetes, Glomerellales, Glomerellaceae.
AUGCGAAACCCAUUCAGAGUAAAGAAACAACGCCAAACCUGGGCGGGCAGGCCGAGAGCCCUCACACUCGACGACCCCGUUUUCCAGGGCUGGGACGAGGAGGAACUAGAGUUCAAGCCGAAGUACCAAAAGUCGGAUGAAGAUCUCCAGAAAACAUCAGCAAAGACCGACGGCGGCGACGGCGCCCCGAUCUCAAACGAACCCUCGGCCUCCCACUACAACCACGACAACACGCUGGGUUACGCGCCCAUUGCUGGGGCUUUUUCUGGCGGGGAGGCUGCAGGAUCAAGCAGCGCAAGCGCUCCUGACCACGGUUCGGCGGAUACUGCGUGUGCGACCCAAAAUACCGGCGACGGUGGGGAUGGUUCCACGUGUCAUUGA